Messenger RNA from Epinephelus lanceolatus (giant grouper), 1295 nucleotides. Its product is annotated as ADP-ribosylation factor 5-like. NCBI's taxonomy places the organism in Eukaryota, Metazoa, Chordata, Actinopteri, Perciformes, Serranidae. Gene Ontology annotation, molecular function: GTP binding; GTPase activity. The record is from RefSeq and is a predicted model, not a curated record.
CGUUGGCCCGGACGUGGCAGUCGGCAGUCGUCUUGUGUGGAAAUCAGAAUAACUGGAUCAGUGUAAAACCAACACACGUCGCCUGUGCUGUGGCUAAUAUCGGUUCUUCUGCCAUAGAUUGAAACACCAUCGGCCAGUAAUGGGGCUCACAAUCUCAUCCAUCUUCGAACGGAUCUUCGGCAAAAAGCAAAUGAGGAUUUUGAUGGUUGGGCUGGAUGCGGCUGGUAAAACAACGAUCUUGUACAAAUUGAAGCUUGGUGAAAUUGUGACCACCAUCCCAACCAUUGGUUUCAACGUGGAGACAGUAGAAUAUAAAAAUAUCAGCUUCACUGUUUGGGAUGUGGGCGGCCAGGACAAGAUUAGACCCCUCUGGAGACAUUACUUCCAGAACACACAGGGGCUCAUCUUUGUGGUGGACAGCAACGACAGAGAAAGAGUGGCAGAGUCUGCAGAUGAGCUCUCAAAGAUGUUGAAUGAGGACGAGUUGAAAGAGGCUGUUUUGCUGGUGUUUGCUAACAAACAGGACCUUCCCAACGCCUUAACAGUCAGCGAACUCACAGACAAACUUGGUCUACACAACCUCCGCAGAAAAACUUGGCACAUUCAGCAAGCCUGCGCCAUCCAGGGCGAUGGGCUGUAUGACGGACUUGACUGGCUAUCCAAAGAGCUGUGCAAGAACUAAAGAAGGAUCAGCUGGACAGAUGAGAGAGAGAGAAACUGAACUCCACAGGACAGGAGAGAAGGCACAGACAUUCAAAACCAGAAAAAUUUGGUCUUCCAGCACCAAUGUUCACAAAAAGGACAAGGCUGGUGGACGAUAUAUAAUCAUCUUUGGGAAAUUUUAAUAUUACAUGUUUUUUCUUUUAUUAUCAUGCUAUUACCAUAUUAUCUCUUGACAUAGUCUUUAUUUUUUUCCUUUUCUUCCCAACUCUUACAUGGCAGCAGGUUGUAAUUACACAUUCAGUUGCAUGACGAGCAAAUGGUCUAUUAGGGAAAUCUCAUGGAAACAGUGAAUAGAGUGAUGGGAGUUGUAUUUUUGUUUGACACCUGGGCUCCUGUUUAGGCAGCAUUUGCAGUAAUUGAGUACAUAUAUAGCUGUUCAUCUCCACAACCCCUUGUGGAUAUUAGACUCCCUCACAGACCUGACCCUUUGCUCUUCACUGCUGUGUCUCAUGCCAACUCAUUUCUGUAAAGGCCUGCAGCUCGUAGAGGGAGAUGGAUGGGGAUUGCGGCAAUUUCAUAGAUAGAUUUUGUUAGUCGUGCGGGGCCUCCCAGUAAAUGGAUCCAAAAAGGAA